This is a messenger RNA of Mucor velutinosus, 513 nucleotides long. RefSeq names its product KOW domain-containing protein. The coding region runs from base 1 to 513 and encodes 170 amino acids. Lineage: Eukaryota; Fungi; Mucoromycota; Mucoromycetes; Mucorales; Mucoraceae. The record is from RefSeq and is a predicted model, not a curated record. The transcript is spliced from 4 exons.
AUGACGUCUGAAGGCAUUGUGCUUCUUGAGGCGAUCGAUGUACAUGAGUUUCUCCCAUUAAGAGACUUUGUAAGGACAUCCGAGUACAUUCAGUCUUAUGUAGUGCUUACUUGCAAUACCAUCAUCUUUUGCUUGUCAAUGACAUUGUUCUUUUACGCCUACACCAUUAAGCCGCCAGAUGCAAGAAAGAAAAUGAAGAUUAAAACAGGAAUGAAUGCCAAUUUCAUGCUGUCCAUUCUUUCCUGUUUGACUAGGAUAUCAGUAUUAGGUGUCUAUUCAAAUGAGGAUGAUCGAGUCCUAUCGAAUUUAGUAUCUUUUUGUGGUGCUUUGAAUAUUGCAUUUUCAUCGUUGCAUAUGUACCUGAAUAGAAAUAUCAACAAUGUGAAUGCUGGAUAUGGUGCAAUCAAGAAGAAUGAUAAUUAUGAUGAGGAGGACCAUAAACUCAAGACCUCGCCAGCGUUCACGGAUAGCUUUGCUUUGUCUCCUACAUCUUACAAUGCAAAAGAUAUUUGA